CACAUACAUGUGUAUGUCUUCUGUUGGGGCAUCUAGAAACUAGCCCUAAUGUCUUCUUUACUGGACCACAGCCUGAUUAGGACGGUGGCGGUAGACCAGGUGGUGGCGCCGUUCGCGUGUCACCUGUGUCACCUGGUGCUGCUGUGUGACAGCUUGGAGGAGCCCGAACACUUCAGCCGGCUGGAGGAGGCGGCUCGGACUGUGGCUAAAGCCACCGACAACAUGGCAGCAGUGUCCUCCAGGAUCGCCGGUCUGGCAGAAGACAAAGUGCUACGCGAGGAGGUGUCCUCCAUGCUGGAACCUAUCAUAGUGUCAGGACAACAUGUGCUGCUGGCGGCCCAGAAACUCGGCAUCCAGCCCGGCUUGACCGAGCACAAAGAGGAACUCAUCACUGCUGCGCAAACGGUUUUCCUGGGAGUCCUCAAGGUACUGUUAGUGUACGAUGACUCGGCAGUAAGAGAAGUCUUAGCAACUGGAGACCAGGUGUCGAAGCGACUCUCUGACCUUGGCUCCAGCUCCGACGUCCAAUCCCUGGUCAAAGCCUUCCAGGUGUUUUCUGAGGCUUUGCUUCACUUCAGCAGUCUAACUGCUGACAGAGCUGACUCCUUGAAGGAUCCUCGACAGGCCAAAGAGCUUAGAGACUCCCUGGAGAUCCUGAGGAGGUGCAUCCCCAUGCUGCACACCGCUACCCUCACCACCAUCAAGCACCCAACGAGCAAGGAGGCCCAAGCAGCUAAGAGCUUCAUACUCGACAAGGUGCAGAGCACAGUGGACAACAUUGUUAGUACCCUGAAAAGUGAAUGUCAAAGAGGCUCUCUGGGAGCGUGUGGUUUUUACACCGAGAGGAGAAACAGUUUGUUACAGCUGCUUGAAGGUUGGUCCAGCAUGUCUAGUCAUGACUUAAACAGCCUGGUUCGAGAUCUUGUCUUUCACUGCAUGGCUGUGGCCAACUCUUCUCCAAGACAGCUUCAGCAAAGACUUGUGCUGCACUGUCAACAUGUUCUUCACUUGUGGUCCGACAUGAAACAUUUUUUGAAGUCCGCCGAGGACCACGAAGAGAGACUUCGGAACAUCUUUGCUUUAUUAGAGGAACUCCUAGAAGGUCUCGACAAAGCAAUGAUGGCUGCCCUUCUUCAUCAACUCUUGGACAUUUUACUGGGAGCAUCUUCUGUGUUUGAGGAACUUUCCAAGGUGGCGAGGCAAGCUCUUGUUGAGGGCUCUUCUGCAGAGACUGAUCUAAGCUGUCUUCAAUCACCAGUUGAAGAAUUAAUAUCCUACUCUGAUAGAAUAAUCCAAGUCGCCUGUUUUUUUUCUGCAGUAGCCGAGGACGCAAAGAGCCUGGAGAACGUGGAGAACUCCAGAGUGUGUCUCAGGAGACUCAGAGCCCAGAUUGCGGAUCUAUCUCUGGAAUUGGCUGACAACUCGAUGCAAACUCUUCAAAAGCUACAUGAAAUUUGUCAGAAGUGGGAAGAAGGGACAAGACAGCUCCAGGAUGCUCUCAGCGACGUGAUGGACGUCAGAGAGUUUACGACUUUGGCUCUUACAGAGAUGGCGGACGAGCAGAGAGGUUGUGAUGACGCGUACAGACAGCAGAACUAUGAGCUGUUUCGUAAACAUGCAACCAAGCUAAAGUGUCACAUGAAGCUGGUGAUACAGUCUGUCAGGAGGCGUUUAGACCAGAGUGAAGACCCCAUCUACAGGAACGGCCUCCUGGUCCUGCUCAAACAGGCUCACAUUUGUCAAAGCAAAGUCAGCCAGUCCGUCAGUGACAUGCUUGUAGGUCAUAGCCUCAAUGUGGAGGCGUAUUCAACCUUCUGUGACAAUGCUUCUGCUGCUGUCCACCAUUUUAACGUUCUCAGAGAGGGACUAGACGGCCACCAGCACCCACAUCUCCUCAGUCCUCUACGGGAGAGUGCCCGUCAGCCUGACCUCUCAGAAAACGACUCCUGCGACCUAAACGAGGAUCACAGGCUUAGGAGUUUGGAUUCCUCGCUCCUAGAGAUGAUUGACACAGAACAUGAGGAGGAAGAGUCAGACGGAGAAAUUGUGGAACCAGAGCUGUCUUGUAAAUUUGAGUAUGAUUUAACCAUUGAAGAUUACUCGGAGGAACCUAAACUGACCCAGAUGCCUUUUGAAUUUGACCUCUUACCCCUCCUACAUGAAGUUGUGACCGUGACUAAAGACAAAGAUGUUGCAGUCCUCAGUCAAGUGUGUACCGGUGUUCUCGAGCUGUCUAACUGCUACUCCCAAGCAACAAGGGAAGCUUUAGCCAUCAUGGACGACAUUGACUGUAAGACUCUGGAAAGUUUUCGAGCUGAACUGGUGUCGCUGACGCCUCUGUUGGUCCAGACUGCUCAAGAGUCGGCCAUGAGCUCCACAUCGAGCACUGACAGUGUCUUUAGACUCAGCACGCAGUUUUCUGACCUCAUCAACAACAUUCGGAAGGUUCUUCUGCCAGGAACCGGACCCUGGUUUCACGUCAUCUACGCCGAGCUCCGUCUAGCUAGACUGACGACGGCAAAUGUUAAAAAACAGCUCAAUGAAGCGAUGACCUUGUGUGCUGACACCGUGCGACUGCUGAUGUCGUCACACGUAACUCCUCAGAGCGAAGAGACCUUGACUCUUCUGCACAACAAACUGAGCAAAGCCCAGAACAACACAAGGUGUCUAGUGGAGUUUCAGGGCGCACCUGAACAGGAGGUUGAUCAACUGGAGGGACUCUGCAUUCUCUGGGGUCUAUCUGUUCACAUUUUGUUCAACUCUCUGGACCGGAUUUUAGGAACGUCAGGAAACAUGCAUCAACACCCUCAAAAGCGACUUUCCAGCUUAUCAGAGAGCUCGCUGAGAAUCCAGGAGGCGGUGAGCCUCACCAGUCUAGCGUGUAAAAGUGUUUUUAAGUCCAAAGAGUUGACGGUACUCCAGGAUGAGCUGAAGACGCUGAGUGAGCGGUAUCUUCAAGCUGCAGAGGACCUCGGUGUGACGCCGAGUGUAAUGCAACUCGUGAAGUCAGAGCUGCUUGAGAGAAAUGUCAUCAUCAAGAUGAAGGAUCUCUCAGGGAUUCUGAGCCAAGCAAACAAGAAAUACGACACUGAGCUGCAAAACUUGGUCAAAAUGGCGUAUUUGGCAGCAGAGCACACCGAAGAAGCAGAACAAAGAUUUGAACAAUCCGCUAGUUUGAUUUUUGAAAACGUAAAAGCCGCCACCAAGAAAGUGGAGGAGAGCUUCAACCACAUGCGGGACUCUCGUGCACGUUCCAACCUGCGGUCCAUCAAUGACUCCCUGUGUUUUCUGAUGUCUGACAUCAUCAGCAGGGUGCGCCUGAUGGUCCAGACUGGCUCAGUUUGUGACACAUUCAAUCUGGAGGUGAAGAUUCAGUGCUGGGCAGCCAAAGCUCACUUUGUGGUGGAGGAGAUCAGUAAGCAGGACGGGGUUCACCAAGAGGCGAAGGAGAACAUCAGAGCCAUGAUGAUGCCAGAUGGACGCAUCCAAGACGUUGUCAUUGCGUCCAACGCCAAAAGGCGGGCGAUCCCCUCAGACAGAAAUGAAGAUCCUGCAGAAUCAAAGACGAUCGCUGUCGUCAAACAUGGAUCCUCAAGUGCAGCAAAAGAUGUUGCUUCCGGUUACAGGGACACUUCUUCCCUGACCUCCACCUCCUUCUUUCUGAAGCAAGAAAGCACCAACUGGGAUCCCACAGAUAACAGAAUAGUCCAGGAGACCAGAAAGAUGGCAGACACGCUCUACCACAUGACUCAGUACCUGAGAAACAGAGGCCCAUUAUUGAACAAAGAAGCGUUUGUGUGCGCCGCCAAAGAUGUGAUGUCAACCUGCCAAUCAGUGACCGACUUUAUUGAAGUCAUCGCCAAGCACUGCCUGGAUGAACAAUGUGCACAGGAACUGUCUCUCGUAGUGGAGCAGCUUCUCACCAUCACUAACCAGCUCAGCAUCCUCUCCAGUGUCAACGCUGUAACGCCUGGCUGCAAAUCCUCCGACGAGAUCCUGGUGAAGAACGUGCAGAACCUUCUCCACACAGUCCUGAGAGGGGUCCAUGCAGCAGAAACAGCCUGCAUCACAGGUUUAAAGCAGCCUGCCCCGAACUCAGCUGAAGCAGAGGCGAUGGCUUUAUGUUUCCAGUGGAAGAGGAACCUGGAGCUCCAUCGAGCCCAGGAGACCUCUAACCCACAAACUGACGAUCUGGGUUUGAGGAAGACCUCAUCGCACUGUGCCGCACCGAGUCUGGCGUCGCCUGUGCAAGAUGGCUCCAAGUUAACGCUUCAAGGGAAAGGUGCUCUUUAUUGUUUCCAAAAAGUACUGACUACCUCUGACAAGUACACAUAGAGUAUAAAGAGAGCAAACAGAAUAGUACAAACAUCAUGUAAAAAAUAAAAUAAAAUAAAUAAAUAGUACAAACCAUGUGGUUGUACCGUAUUUUUCGGACUAUUAAGUCGCAGUUUUUUUCAUAGUUUGGCCGGGCUCCAGUGCGACUUAUAUGUUUUUUUCCUUUUUAUUAUGCAUUUUCGGCAGGUGCGACUUAUACUUCGGUGCGACUUAUACUCCGAAAAAUGCGGUCGUUUUCAGUAGUGUAGUGGUUCACUUAGCUGACUGCAAUGUGAGAUCAAUUCCAACACAGCACUAAAUGUGAUGUAGGAUUGUGGUAUUACAUUUAUUAUCUAUUUAGAUAUGUACAGUCUAUUAAAAUGUUGCAAUGCACUGACGAAUAACAUGAUUAUCAAUGAAAACACACAGAAAUAAAACAAGUUGUUUAAAAAAAUGCAUUUACAUUUUGAAGACACAAAAAACAAAAAAUUCCAUCAAGAA
Nerophis lumbriciformis (worm pipefish) is the source of this 4815-nucleotide messenger RNA. RefSeq lists its product as uncharacterized. The record is from RefSeq and is a predicted model, not a curated record. Gene Ontology annotation, cellular component: catenin complex; adherens junction. Gene Ontology annotation, biological process: cell migration; cell-cell adhesion. NCBI's taxonomy places the organism in Eukaryota, Metazoa, Chordata, Actinopteri, Syngnathiformes, Syngnathidae. Gene Ontology annotation, molecular function: actin filament binding; beta-catenin binding.